AUGAGUUUUGGCGGGGGGAAUACUUUCGACGAGGUUGAACGAAGGAAAUUGUUAGAAGAGAAUGAGUUGUUGAGAAGGGAAAUUGAGGAUUUAAAACAUUUAAACAAGGAAUUAAUGCUUGAUAGUGAAGACAACGAUGCCCGAAUCAUCAAAAACUACAAAGCAAAAAUUGUACAGUUGGAAAGACAAGUUCAACUGCUCACAAAAUGUAACAAUAUCAAAUCGGAAUCAAUAACAGAUAUUGAUAAUUUUGUUUCGGAGAUUGUAGGUGAUGACAAUGAUUCAUCACCUAUGGAUAGAGCUCAGCUACGAAAAUGGGGAAAGAUGUUACAAGAAAAGAUCAGAAACUACAACAUCAUGACAAAGCAAGCAGAGCAUCAGAAAUAUUACAUUGAGAGCAAAUACUUUGGAUCGGACCAUCAAGAUACAAUUCAAAACGUUUGCAAUUAUUCUAAGAAUGACGAUAUUCCGUAUCUUGAUGUAACCAAUGUUUUGGAGCUGGAGAAUGAUCUCGUACAUGUAUAUAGAAACUUGUAUAGAAUGAGAACUCAUCUAACUAACACUAAGGACACUACUAAGGACCCUAAUUUUGUAUUAUUGUCUAACAUCACUAUUAGUAAUAUUUCAAAAAUAUUGAAUGAAAUGGUUGAACUAUCAUUAGUACUUCCAAAGAAAGAUAAAGCAUCCAAUGAAGAGAUAAGCUCAUCAUAUAAGCAAUUUUACAACCCAAUGUCUCUUAGCACAGCAGAAGUAAUGUCAAAACUGCCACGAAUUGGAAACUCUAAAACCUCCAAAGAUAUUGAGGACAGUGUGAAGAAUUUAGUGAGAGCAUUUCACGCACAAAAAUCUCUUUUUGAGAUUGAUUUACAGUUGAAGCAGGAGGAACUGAAUAUUGCUACAAAAACUAGCAAUUUUUACACCUCAUAUAUGAGCGAAUUGUUGAAGGAAAUUGAUCAAAAAUACAAAGAGUACACGAAUCAAAUACAACCUCUACUCCAAGAAAGUUCUUCACGUAGCAAUAUCAAUAUAUUAGAAGAUAUAGUUAAUGCAUUUGAGGAGUUUGAUAAGGACAGCACAGAAGAAAAUCUAAGAACCUUUCUCCUAGCUUUUAAAGAUAAUAUCUACUCCAUUUUAAGUGACGAAGCAAACAAAGGCCCUGUGACGAAAAAACCAAAGUCGUCUAAUGUCAAUAUUAAGGCCUAUUAUGAGAAAUUUAGAAGGCACAUGGAAGAAAUUCAGUCUGAAUUUGAGAUCAGAAAAAACGAGUUUAUAGAGAAAAUGUACAACUUGAAUCCUGAGGUGGAGAAAUAUGAACACGUCGAGCCAUUCAUCAGUUACACGCCGUACGACAACAGGUCUUCCGUUGCUAAAAAACCUUCUGUAAAAAAGAUGCCAACCGUUUCUCAAUCCGUCAGUAAUGUGAAAAUUUCGUCAAACAGAUUAUCAGCAGUGAGAAAGGAGUCCAACAAGGUUCAAAGAUCAUCAGAAACAAGCGUUGAUGAAAACGUAUCUUCCUCGAGUGAAGCGUCACAAAUUACUCCUAAAAUCACUGCCUCUUCCAAACAAGAAACCUCAAAGCUGAACCCUAACACAAGAGAACUUGCACAAAGAGUUGAGGAUCAAAAGCAGCGAAUUCAAACAUUAACGGAAAGCUUAUCUGCAAGAGGUAUAUCAGAUAUGCAACAUUACGCCAUUACAAAACAAAUUAAAACGGAGAAAGCAGAGUUGUUGAAGCUUGAACGAACUUUAAAAUCGCUUAAAGAAUAA
Molecule: messenger RNA, 1767 nt
Organism: Naegleria lovaniensis
Lineage: Eukaryota; Heterolobosea; Eutetramitea; Acrasida; Naegleriidae
Exons: 3
Coding region: 1-1767 (588 amino acids)
Source: RefSeq, a predicted model, not a curated record